AUGUCGGCAGUGCAAGAUUUUCUUGCCUAUUUACCUAAGUACUGCCUCAGUCACCUCCCAUGGCACUCGCUUUCCACUAAUAGCUCUGCCACAACCACGAGCACCAGCCAAUGUUAUGUCAACAAGAGAUUCUUGCAGCAUUCUCCCUUGUCACCUGUGGAAUGGUGUCAUCAGCACAUUAUCCUCGACAUCUCAAUUAUUCGAGGAAAGUGUGCCUGGCGAUGGCCCAUGGUCCUCUAUUACGUUUGUUGCAUCUGCAUGCUGCUACACACUUUCUCCAUUGCUGUCAACGGGAACGCUAUCAGCAAAAUUCCGCCAACAGGUUGUAUGAAUCUCUUAGGGUAUGUCAACGCCACCUGCCACCCACCCAAUGCCGCCACCAGCCACAGCAACCAGCCAAGCACCAGCCACACGUCAACGGUACCUUCCAGACGCGCCACGAAGUCUGCAGCAGCAACGACGACGACGAGAAUCAAUGAUGGAGGAACGAGUGCCACCAAAGCCAGUCGCCGUUGCCCACACACACCACACACCGACCAUUGCCACGUCACCCCACUGUGCAUGCCGUUUUGA
Molecule: messenger RNA, 573 nt
Organism: Laccaria bicolor S238N-H82
Lineage: Eukaryota; Fungi; Basidiomycota; Agaricomycetes; Agaricales; Hydnangiaceae
Exons: 5
Coding region: 1-573 (190 amino acids)
Source: RefSeq, a predicted model, not a curated record